AUGAAGCCGAUAUUGGAAAAGGCAGCUCGCAUUUUUGCAGAGCACGGCUUGGAUCCGGGGGCUCACGGAGCAAACCAGCAAAUCCACACGUUCCUUAAUGCCAGGAUAGACGAACUGAACCAAAAGGAAUGGGUGAUCCGGAUUGAUGACCGCUACUUCAAGGUCAGAGAACAGCUCACCCGGGUCAUUCGAAAUGUUGUCGCAAUGAAAGAUCUGGUCACCACUGCCGCAUCUUCGAGUCCUCCAGCAGCUUUGGCCUGUGCUGGUGUCACUGUUUGUCUCUUGCUCUUCAUCCAAGCAGCCGACCAAAAGGACAGCCUGCUGCAAGGUUUAGAAGCGACCUCAGGCUUAAUUGCCCGGCUUGAUGCCAUGGAGGGUCUAUACCUGAAGUCAGAGACCAAUGUUCCUGCUGAUUUCAUGGUCAAAUUCAAAGCAGGGCUGAUCUCUCUGUACUGCAAAACUCUCGAAUUCCAGGCUCGGGCUCUAUACUUCCUACGGAAAAGUUCCUUUGUUCAAGCUUCCAGAAAUGCACUCAAAUUGGAUCAGUGGGAUGCUUUGAAAGCAAGCAUCAUGAGCCAGGAUGUCGAGGCUCAAAACUUCAUGAAGCUGAUCGACGCGGCGAAUAGGAGAUCAGAUUGCGAAAAGAUCUCACUGGAGUUUGACAGAGCGCUCAAAAGACAUCAAGUCUCGCAGACCACAUCCCAACGAUUUGAAAAGGUCAAAAUCUUGCUCAAGACACUCAACCUAUGUCCGUACAGAGACAGAAAAGAUAGAGUUGACGAUCGUGUUCUUGAGACCUGUGAAUGGUUCACCGGCCACUCCCUUUUCCGGAAAUGGGACCAGAAUGAUGGUUCAAGACUCCUGUGGGUCUCUGCAGAUCCAGGUUGCGGGAAGUCGGUCUUGUCCAAGUACCUGGUGGACGAGGUCCUUCCAAGCGCCAGGAAACGAACAAUAUGCUACUUCUUCUUUCGAGACGACUAUCCGGACCAGAGGACCUCCGCAAUUGCACUUGCCAGUCUCAUUCGCCAAAUAUUGAUGGCUCAGCCGUCUCUCAUAACCGAUUCCGUGCUAGACAAGAUGGAUCAAGAAGGCGAAAGGCUGGCUGAGUCUUUCCGCAGUCUGUGGGACUUGUUCAUGGACCUCGUUGCCAGAAAUAAUGUUGGUGAAAUUGUCUGCGUACUGGAUGCAUUGGACGAGUGCCGAAAGGAUGACAGGAAUGAGCUCAUUGGCUGCGUCCGUGACUACUACUUGGAUGGCAGCAAUGACCACAAGCUGAAGUUUCUGUUGACAAGCAGACCUUACGGUGAAAUCCGUGCUGAGUUUCAAGAGCUUGAAGAUCAAAUGCCUUCGAUUCAUUUGAACGGAGAAGGCAAGUCUGAGAUCGAAAAAAUAUCUGGUGAGAUCAAUCUGGUAAUCAGGAAGAGAGUUGCCGAUAUGUCCCGCAAAAAGAGGUUGGAGCAUCACGAGCAAGAAUUUUUGCAAGAGAAUCUUACCGCAUCACGAAAUCGAACAUAUCUCUGGGUCACUCUUACUCUCAGUUACAUCAGUGGCCUAGAUGGUUUCACGAAGGGAAACGUUUGCCAAGCAAUGCAUGAUCUCCCCGACUCAGUCGACACUGCCUAUGAGAAGAUAUUGGGAAAGAGCAAGGAUCAUCAUAGAGCGAGCCACCUGCUGCACCUCAUCCUGGCUGCAAAAAGACCUUUCUCGGUGGAAGAGCUCGCUCUAGCCAUGGCGUUCAGAAGGUGUCCAUCUCAUGACCAGAUAACGGAAGAGACAGAGCCUACUGAGCGAUUCCGAGCUACUCUCCGAGAUCUUUGUGGACUGAUGACGGUGCAUGUUGACGACAAGGUAUACCUUCUUCAUCAAACCGUUAAGGAGUUUCUGGUCCAGAGCACGGAGAAAUCGCCUAGCCUCCCAUCACCUAUUAGCUGGAAUCACAAAUUUUCGGUUGUGCAGUCAAAUAGACUUCUCGCAGAGACAUGCCUGCGGUAUAUUGACGCUUAUGCAUCUAAGGCUUGUUCAGAAAUACUCUGUGGAUACUCGCUCUUACAUUGGACUGAACACUUCCGGGAGGCUGAUGUCGAGUUUCCAAGUGACAUAGCAACUCUUGGUUAUCGUCUCUGCACUCCAGACUCUGAGUCAUUCAAGACUUGGGUAGUGCUCACAGAAGGCGCUUCCCAUCUGGAAAGUGGAUUCUUUCCAACAGAUACCCCCUUUCUUAUUGCAUCUUACUUCGGACUUGAUGCAAUAUUACGACAGGCUCUUGCUCAUAGAAUCAAUGAUGUGAACACCUGUGACUCUGCCUUUACUAGAAUGGGCCCGCUAUCAUGGGCUAUUUUUCAGGGGCAUGAGUCGGUAGUGAGGAUGCUUCUUGAUACCGGAAAGGUUGAUCUUAUGUCCAGAGAUGGUUGUGGGAGCCCCCCAUUGGCUCACGCUGCUGACAAAGGGGACAAGUCGGUGGUGGAGUUGCUUCUUGGGACUGGAAUGGUUGAUAUUAAUUCACGAGAUGAUUUUGGGGAGACCCCGCUGUCUGCCGCUGCUUUGAAGGGGCACGAUUCGGUGGUGAAAAUGUUUCUUGAUACAGGAAAGGUUGAUAUCGAUUCCAGAGAUAAUGAAGGACGGACCCCACUUGCAAGCGCUGUUUACUGGGGGUAUGAAUCGGUGGUCAAAAUGCUUCUUGCCACUGGAAAGGUUGAUCUUGAGUCCCGAGACAAUGAUGGACAGACCCAGAUGGCACUCGCUGCUAAAGGUGGGAAUGAUUCGGUGAUGAAAUUACUUCUUACCACUGGAGAGGUUGAUAUUAAGUCCCGAGACAAUGAUGGACAUACCCCGAUAGCACUCGUUGCUAAAGGUGGGAAUAAUUCAGUAGUAAAAGUACUUCUUACUACUGAAGAGGUUAAUAUUAAGUCCCGAGACAAUAAUAGAUAUACUCUGGUGGUACUUACUGCUAAAGGUGGGAAUAAUUCAGUGGUGAAAUUACUUUUUGCUACUGGAGAGGUUGAUAUUGAGUCCUGA
Molecule: messenger RNA, 3015 nt
Organism: Penicillium olsonii
Lineage: Eukaryota; Fungi; Ascomycota; Eurotiomycetes; Eurotiales; Aspergillaceae
Source: the annotation of a GenBank genome assembly